AUGACGCAGACCGUACAAGAACUGGAGCAUCAGGCGCUAUCAACAACCAUUACCACUGGCUCGGAUGCUCUCUGCCCCAUGUUUUUGAUGAAUGAUGUGGGGACGAAAACUGUUGACCCUAUAGCUCCGUUGAUGGUGAAUACCGGUGUUUCAGCUAUAGAGCAAGGAGUGACUGCUACACUUUCAGUGAUCUUACCACCAAAGUCUGAACAAUCUGGAUGCCCAUGUGUUAGACCCAGAACCACUACUGGUGUAUCUCCAAUUAUUUCGAAGAUUGGAGUUCCAGCUACUGCGAGUGUUGCAGUUACGACGUGCCCAAAAAAUAUUUCUGUGAAAGAAUUUUGUGAUCAGGCAGUAAAUCCUUCGUACAUAAUGACUCCUCGCAGAGAACAAGUGACAUGGCAACCAAAUGUGAUGUCUAGAAAUCAGUAUACGGAAACAUUGGAUUAUUACCCUGAUUCUUUGUCAUCGCCGACGUACAGAGAUAUGUGCGUCAAUGUGAAUCCAUCAACUAUGGGCAAUUGGUCAAAAUCUACGGCCGAGAUUAGUACCAUGACUGGGGAAAACGGAUCAACAAGGAACUGGUUUGGAGAUGCUUCGAAGAGUUGUACAGAGGAAAUACCAGAUGAACGGUUUAUAACCGAAGUUAAUCCUGAUGAUAUGAUGCCGCCUGCUUCCUCAACCAUGCAGUCUCGUCCAUCUUCCUUUCUGAUACCACCUCAAUCUGGCAUGUUUUCUCCUGCUCCAUCAGCAAUUGGCCCAACCGGUUCUGCUUUGAUACAACCUAGUGUACCAAAUUUUGAAGCAGAAGGCCGACCACGAGCAAAGAGCAACAUUUCAUCUGUUACUAUGCCUGCAGCUGAUUCAGAGACCAUGAGAGAGAAGAAAUUCUCAAUGGCUGCGCCCAAUGAUAAUCUGUCCAGAUCCAGAAAAUCGAUGCCACGAACAAGUAAUCUGAACAUGCCAAGAACUAGUAAGAUGUUCAAGUCGACAUCUGAUUUCCGUUCUAAUCCUUCCCUAAAUCAAAAUCAAAAAACUGUACAAAAUCGAAUGAUGUCUAAUGCUGGACUAGGAGUAUUAAAUUGGACCCCCGAUGUAGUUUGUAUACAAUCGCCAAAUUAA
Molecule: messenger RNA, 1122 nt
Organism: Ctenocephalides felis (cat flea)
Lineage: Eukaryota; Metazoa; Arthropoda; Insecta; Siphonaptera; Pulicidae
Exons: 9
Coding region: 1-1122 (373 amino acids)
Source: RefSeq, a predicted model, not a curated record